This is a messenger RNA of Paraphaeosphaeria sporulosa, 1215 nucleotides long. RefSeq lists its product as uncharacterized. The transcript is spliced from 3 exons. Bases 1 to 1215 code for a protein of 404 amino acids. The record is from RefSeq and is a predicted model, not a curated record. NCBI's taxonomy places the organism in Eukaryota, Fungi, Ascomycota, Dothideomycetes, Pleosporales, Didymosphaeriaceae.
AUGGCACUCCAGGAUGAGUGGACAUUAGCUUUAGCAGCACAGCAUAUUGCAUGGGCUUUUUCAUUUUGUGCCACUUGUCUCGCCGUGGGCUGUGUCCCCGACCUUGGCAAAUGGACUGGAUUCAUAGUACUUUUGGCCCCGGCAAGCGGUGCAUUGUACACAUCGCCGAACCUCUCACCAAAUAAGUACUUUAAUGACACUUACUCUCGGUUUGUGAUUAUUCUCUUCUCUUACAUGGUAGCUUUAUGCUUCAUGCCGGGAAGCAGGGUGAGCGUGACCAAAGACAAGACCAAAGAGCUCGAUACCUCAUGGAGAGCAGGUUGGAAACGCGCUUACAAUGCCAGAGGCAUCGGGCUGGCUUGGGAGAACCCCUAUCUGUGGCCCGAACAGAAGAGCACUAUCGUUUUUGCCAAACCUUCGAGCGAGACUUACAAAGACAAACCAGUCGAAGCCCCGGCAUCACGUCACGCUCUCGCGACUAGGAGCAAAUGGUCAGCUGUGCUGAUUCAUUGCGUGUACUUGCUGAUCAACUAUGUCGCCAUGAAGCUCUACUUUGAGUACAGGGUGUCGGCGACGAUCGGCGGUUUCGUUCGCUCAGACUUAAGUCCAGAGAAAGAAGGGAUCCUGCGACGUCUAUUCCUGCAGUCACAACCAGAAGGGCUAGUCACAUCGCCUGUCACGGUCCGAGAACUCCAGAUCCGCCUCUUGUUAGCCGCCAACAAGUUUAUUCCUGACGUUCUAUCUCUAUCUGCCUUCCACGACCUCUUGGCCAUCAUCUUCAUCGCGACUGGCAUCGACCAACCGUGGGAGUGGCCGCCGCUAUUUGGCCCAGUGUCCGAGGCCUACACCAUGCGACGUUUCUGGGCCAACUUCUGGCAUCGCCUCGUAUACAAGUCGUUCAACUUCCACGCAUCGACGUUUACCAAGGCACUUCGCAUUCCGCAGGGCACAUCGUUCUCCAGGAUACUAAACAAUUGCCUUGUUUUCGUGCUCUCGGCUAUCAUGCACGCAACAGUCACAUGGUUGUACGGCGGGAAGUGUGCGUGGGGCAGGGGCACGAUGGUCUUCUGGUGCAUACAACCUUUAUCAUUUGUGCUCGAGGGUUUGGUCCAGUACAACUGGAAGCAGUACCGGAAGAGCAAGUUGUGGUGGAUGAACGCUUCGGUUCUUGCAGCCUUUGAACGAGUUGCAGGCAUCCUUGAAAACCGCCUGUAG